Messenger RNA from Aspergillus chevalieri, 1146 nucleotides. RefSeq names its product NAD(P)/FAD-dependent oxidoreductase. Gene Ontology annotation, cellular component: cytoplasm. The transcript has a single exon. Bases 1 to 1146 code for a protein of 381 amino acids. Gene Ontology annotation, molecular function: electron-transferring-flavoprotein dehydrogenase activity; flavin adenine dinucleotide binding. The record is from RefSeq and is a predicted model, not a curated record. NCBI's taxonomy places the organism in Eukaryota, Fungi, Ascomycota, Eurotiomycetes, Eurotiales, Aspergillaceae.
AUGGCCUCGAAGACUAUUGUCAUUAUUGGCGCUUCGUUCGCAGGCAUCCCGACUGCGCACGCACUGCUCAAAGAUGUCCCUUCAACCAAAGUGAUCUUGAUCAAUCCAUCCAAAAAGUUCUUCUUCAAUAUCGCAGCGCCGCGUAUAAUAGCCCGGCCAAAGGCGUUCCGUCCAGAGCAGUACCUUUUGUCGAUCGAAAAGCAGUUCUCUCACUAUUCGCAGGAUGCAUUUGAAUUUGUCCUUGGGCUUGCGACAUCAAUCAACAUAGACACGAAAACCGUGACUGUGAAUAACGAAAGGGUAAUCACGUUCGACUAUCUUGUUAUUGCUACCGGGAGCACGACGCAUUCCAUGACCGAUACGAACAGCAUACCCAUUCCAUUCAAACAGCCAGCGUCCGACGAUACACAAGUCUUGAUCGAAAAGGCACAGGACCAUAUCAGCCGAGCCAACAGGGUCAUUAUCGGGGGUGCCGGGCCAAUUGGGGUUGAAGUAGCAGGCGAAAUUGCAGAGGCUGCUGAAGAACGCGGAGCACAUGUUACUGUCACCCUCAUCUCUGCAACUGACCGAGUUCUGUCGAUGUUGAAACCCCGUGCUAGUGAGGUUGCGGAGCAACAACUCAGACACAAGAAUGUGGAAAUCAUCCGAUCUGCAAGGGUCACUAGCGUUUCUCAAUCAGUAGAUUCUUCGACCUGGACUGUGACGUUACACAAUGGCGAGACUUUGCAAGCUGAUGCCUACAUUCCUACAACUGGAGUGGUACCAAAUAACAGCUUCAUCCCACAAGAGCUCCUUGAUAUGCAAGGCUGGGUCAAGGUUGACGCAGAGCUGCGCGUGCAGGGCAGGAACGGCAAGAAGCUGCCAAUAUUUGCUGCAGGAGACAUCACUCAUAAUUCCAUGCGACUUUCUUUCAAAGCAGCAGAGCAAGCUGCUAUUGUGGCUGCAAACCUGAAAGCCGAGGUCUGCCAGAAGGGCCAGAAGCGCAUGUACGACCAAGGAAGCAACAUGAUGAUGAUUGUUCCUAUCGGCGCGUCUGGCGGGUCGGGGCAGAUCUUUGGAUGGACCCCUUGGAACAUGUUGGUCAAAUUCAUCAAGUCAAAGGAUUUUUUUAUAGCCCGGGCCGAGUCGAUGAUUGCGGCAAAGUGA